CCGGCCAUUUCUUUGCCCUUUUAGGUGGGUCCCAUUGGCCUCAAACUGUUUCUGGCACUGAGAUUCAGCCGGCAGCGGAGCCCGUGUUCCUCUGUGCAUCAGUCUCCUGCCUUCGGAAAGCCCUUUGCAUGCUCCAGACGGUUUGGGUGUCUUCACCAGGGAGCUGGGCUUCGAAGAAGCCUGCUUGCCGCCGUCAUGGCAAGCAAACAAGAUGGAAACGUGGAUUUGUCAGAGCUAUAAUCCAGCAUCCAUGUACAAGGCAUGUUCCCAAAGGCCCAGGGAAAGCAAGAAUGUUGAAGAAAAUCCAGAUAUGCCUCUGCUUCUUCUUCAUCUCGGGCAUUUUGUACGAGAUCUCCCUGCUGUCCAGCUGCUUCUUCUCCUACAUGCCUAUGUCCAAGCACUUCCUGACACCCGAGCAGGUCUUGAACCUCGGCAAAAGCAUCAUCUUCCUGGAGACAACGGAGCGGCUGGAGCCACCUCCGCUGGUGUCCUGCUCGGUGGAGUCUGCUGCCAGGAUCUACCAGGACCGGCCCAUCAUCCUCUUCAUGAAGGGACUUACGAACGACACGGCCUUUGACUUGAACUCCAGCUACGCAGCCUUCUCGCUUUUGUCUUCUAUGAAGAAUGUCUUCAUUUUUCCUCUCCAGAUGGAAACCAUCUUCCAGGAGACCCCUCUGCUGCAAUGGUACAAUGAGGUAGUCCCGGAGCAGGAGAAGAACUGGGUCCACAUCAGCUCGGACGCCAGCAGACUGGCACUCAUUUGGAAGUACGGGGGCAUCUACAUGGACACAGAUGUCAUCUCCAUCAGGCCCAUCCCCGAGGAAAGCUUCCUAGCGGCGCAGAAAUCACGCUUUUCCAGCAACGGGAUCUUCGGCUUCCCUGCCCACCACAAAUUCAUCUGGGACUGCAUGGAGAACUUUGUUCUCAAGUACAACGGCAACAUCUGGGGGAACCAGGGGCCCUUUUUAAUGACGAGGAUGCUCAAAGCCAUCUGCAAUCUGACGGAUUUCAAAGGCACCGAGGACCACAGCUGCCGGAACAUCUCCUUCCUCAAUCCCCAGCGUUUCUACCCCAUCCCGUACCCAGCCUGGGGCCGGUACUACGAGGUGUGGGACAAAAGCCCCAAUUUCAACCACUCCUACGCGCUCCACUUGUGGAACUUCAUGAACCGCAACCGGAGAGCCGUGGUGGCGGGCAGCAACACGCUGGUUGAAAAGCUGUACAAAGCCUAUUGCCCCACCACAUACGAGGACCUGAUCCAAAACGCGGAGCUGAGGGACUUCACACAGUCUGAGGACGUUGUGUGAUGUGGCAUAAGGAGGAGGGGGGUGACCCUUCCAGUCCUCUCCAUCCUGGGGCCAAAAUACAGUCACCACCCAUGCCAGUAGCUGGUUUUGCAGGAGAAAGACAGAUCUUUUCAUAACCACCAUCCCUCCUCCCUUGGGACGCUAAGGAGCACGUGCAGAAUGGUGGUGGGUAUCCAUCCGACAUAGCCUCCAGUGACACUAAGGCCACUUCUGCCUCAGUUCUGCUUCUUUAUAGGUGCUCAUGGACCAAACCUUCCUGAAUCAAACGGACUCACAGACCUUACCAGCGAGCUUUUCCAAGGAAAAAGUUCCUAAAGAGAUCCGUGGCCUCCUGGGAGGGAUUUAGUCUCUGCACCUCUUGGUGCUGUUGGCAGCUGCACAUGUCAGAAAAGUCACAAACACAAUGGGUUUUGGACUGGGGUGAAGCCUCUGAGGCAAGUGUAGUGCACAUGUAUAGCAGAGGAUGGCUGACAGGAGUUGCUAACAAAGAGAAGCCCAAACCACUGUCUUUUCAUUAAUCUGUGUUUUUCUCACACAACCUUUACACCCUACGUUUUUGAGAGGGACUGUAGCAGUUCAAGUGAAAAUAAAAUGGUUAA
Messenger RNA from Columba livia (rock pigeon), 1906 nucleotides. It is a transcript of the gene A4GNT, whose product is annotated as alpha-1,4-N-acetylglucosaminyltransferase. Gene Ontology annotation, molecular function: acetylglucosaminyltransferase activity. Gene Ontology annotation, biological process: protein O-linked glycosylation. The record is from RefSeq and is a predicted model, not a curated record. Lineage: Eukaryota; Metazoa; Chordata; Aves; Columbiformes; Columbidae. Bases 129 to 1307 code for a protein of 392 amino acids. The transcript is spliced from 3 exons.